This is a messenger RNA of Cuscuta epithymum, 394 nucleotides long. NCBI's taxonomy places the organism in Eukaryota, Viridiplantae, Streptophyta, Magnoliopsida, Solanales, Convolvulaceae. The record is from the annotation of a GenBank genome assembly.
UAUCCCACUCCCAAAUGCCAGAAAGAACGUGUGAAGGAGAAUCUGAUUUGGUCGGAGUCCAAACAUUUCAGUGUUAAUGCAUACACAGUUAGUUCUGAUCCAUACAGUAUCAUGGCUGAAAUUUACAGUAAUGGACCUGUCGAGGUCUCCUUUACUGUCUAUGAGGACUUCGCAUAUUACAAAUCCGGAGUCUACAAACAUGUCACAGGCGAAGAAAUGGGAGGGCAAGCUGUUAAGCUCAUAGGAUGGGGAACUUCCGAUGAUGGAGAAGACUAUUGGCUCCUUGCCAAUCAGUGGAAUAGAAGUUGGGGUGAUGAUGGGUAUUUCAAGAUCACCUGAGGAACAAAUGAGUGCGGGAUCGAAGAAGAUGUAACUGCAGGAUUGUCAUCUUCCA